Messenger RNA from Pelobates cultripes (western spadefoot toad), 34238 nucleotides. NCBI's taxonomy places the organism in Eukaryota, Metazoa, Chordata, Amphibia, Anura, Pelobatidae. The record is from the annotation of a GenBank genome assembly.
GUUUCCCUGUCUGCCACUGGUCUCUCUCUGUGUUCUCUGACAAUAUAUUGUCUGUCUGUCAUCACUGUGUGAUCUAUAUCUCUUCGUGGUCUCUUGUCCCUGUGCGAGCUGUCAAUCUCUGCGGUCUCGUUACUUGCGAGCUGUCACUCUCUGCGGUCUCUUGUGACUUUGUGAGCAGUCACUCUCUGAGGGCUUUAUUCCAUGUAUGAGCGGUCACUCUCUGCGGUCUCUUGUCUCUGUGUGGUCUCUCACUUUCUCUUUGCCGAAUCACUCAUUCUUUCCUGUGAUUCUGUUACUGUGUUUCCCCUCCCUCCACAUUCCAUCUCCCACUCGUGUUUCUCCUUCUCUCUGAACUGCUGUCUAACUCUACACGUUCCGUGCACUUGUCGUGUUCCCUAAUCCUUUCUGUGGUCAUUUCUCAGUGACAUUUCCUGGUUUCUAUCUCCCUACCUUCUACUCACACACCUUGUCUCGCACACAUUCUCCCUCAGUUUGCUGCCAUUUAUCUCUUGCUUCAGACCUUUGCUGGAUGAGUUGUUAUGUUGUUAAACAUUUAUUAGAGAUCAGAGUUCAGAGGGUGGGUGUCACUAGUGGGCCAUGCAGCGUUGGGUGUGGACGUCUUUUAGCCAUGGAAAAAGCAGUGUGUGGGGAGGUUGGGGGUGUGUAUAUGCUGUACUUAUUCAGGGUGUGUGCUUGCUCUUAAAAGAAUAGAAUCUUUUAUAGUGUAAACGUACGUAUGUGUUGUCAUUUUCUGCCUGGAGAAUAAUUAUUGAGACUGGGUUUAUUCUGCAUAGAAUAGUGUGCCUUUACUUGGGGUGCUGGCAGGCUGGGUCUGUUGGUAGGACUGUGUCUAGGACACACAACACUCUGUGGAUUAGUUGUGAUGCUGUAUUGGCAUGAGGGCUGCGGAUUAUAUCAGUGAGUAUGUUAUAAUUUGAGAGCAGUACAUUAUAUCAGUGAGUAUGUUAGAAUUUGAGGGCAGUGCAUUAUAUCAGUGAGUAUGUUAUAAUCUGACAGCAAUAGAUAUCAGUGCGCAUGUUAUAAUCUGAGGGCAGUACAUUAUAUCAGUGCGCAUGUUAUAAUCUGAGGGCAAUACAUUAUAUCAGUGUGCAUGUUUUAACCUGAGAGCAGUACAUUAUAUCAGUGUGCAUGUUAUAAUCUGACGGCAAUACAUUAUAUCAGUGUGCAUGUUUUAACCUGAGAGCAGUACAUUAUAUCAGUGUGCAUGUUAUAAUCUGAGGGCAAUACAUUAUAUUAGUGUGCAUGUUAUAAUCUGAGGGCAAUACAUUAUAUUAGUGUGCAUGUUAUAAUCUGAGGGCAAUACAUUAUAUUAAUGUGCAUGUUAAAAUCUGAGGAGAGUACAUUAUAUCAGCGUGCAUGUUAUAAUCUAAUGUGGACAAAGAGCUAGAUUUCUAUGUCAAGUGUAUUGGACCCAGUGACCUGCACAGAUGAGAUAUGGAAAUGGUUGUUACUGCAAAUAGGUUCUGCUUUGCAUGAAGGUAUAUGUUUAAAGAUUCAGGACAUAUUAAGGUACAUGUGAUAUCACUUUCUUCAGAUGGAGCAACAGGAUCAAGACAUUAAGCUCCUUUUGACAUUGGAUGACUUCAUCCCCCCACAUUUGCAGAAGAAACCCAGUCCGAAACAAGAGCAGAUUCCUUCUGAAGAUUUGGUAAGACUACUAUUCAGUAAGAUUACUAUUAUUGUGCUGAGGCUUACAAGCAUGGCUAAGCUCAUGUCUAACCUCAGGCAUGGCAGCUACUGUGGACAAUCCAGACUGUAGGCAAAACCGGGACCACUGGUGUGCCUUGAAGACAUGGUUGGGAUUGGGAGCAACGUAGUCAUGAUACACACUUGACUGGCUAAGCAUCAUCUGCUUGGAUCUGAGUGCUUGGAUCUCAAAUUCUAACCUCCUCAGAUGUUGGUGGCCUACAAUUCCAAAAAUUCCUUGAAUGCAAUACAUGGGUAAGGAGUCAUGUGAGUUGAAGUUCAGCAACAUCUAAGGAGGGCAGAUUUACAUGGCAGUGGGACCCCAAGCCCCAAACAAACAUGGUAAACGGGUUUAAGGUUUGAGAGGGGUUAACAUAAAAAAUAGUGUACAUAGGGUGUUUUAUGUUAAAAGUUUUAAAAUGAUAAAUGUGUUUAGAAACCAGUUCCUGUAAAUAAGAUCCAUUGUUCUGUCCUAAAUUCAAUUUAUUAAAAAAAGUAGUAAGUCACAAAAAAGUUCUAUAACACCCUUAAAAUUAAAGUGUCCCUCUUUGUCCAUUUGAGAUUAUGGGAAGUAUGCACACAGACCUUGAAAGAGCUGGGACAGCACUGUGUUUUACACCCUCUAUAAUUGUUCCUGCAGCACUGCUAUCAAGAAAGCUGACUGGACUAUUGAAGACAUUGGCCAAGGCUCCUGGUACUAUUUAUCAUCCCCAAUUAGCCCACUUGAGUUCUAAAAAGUCACAUCAUAAAUGCUUCAAAUAGGCACACCCUACAAGACAGGUGCCUGUUGGCAGGUGUCUAUGCUGCCUACUGGGAAAUCUAGCCCUUCAUCUGGGUAGGAUGGUGUUUGAGAUGCCUGAUGUGGAAUGUAAAGAGUGAGCAGUUUAACAUUAAAAUGUAAAUUUCAUUAUUAUGUAAAAUACAUGAUUUGGGUAAAAGUGCCUGUUCAGAAAUAAAGAAUACAUGCACACAUUGACAUGUAACUCUCUCUACAAUACGUAAAUAUGCUCUACAAUACGCUUCCAAACUGGUCAUAGUUAAGUGAUAAUGUUAUGUUUUAGGAGGUGGCAGCGAUAUAACAAGAACUACAUAGAAGGGUCGCAUGGCCUGGGAAAGCUGCUUAUUAUAUCUACUUUACGCUAUCUUGCUGUCUCUUAAGGAAGUUUAUCAUUAAAUAACUAUUUAGAUUCUGGGAAUUAGAACCCAGUUAAUUGUCAAAUGUCUAAAUAUAUCAUUACAAAUACCCUAUACAUAAUGUAUAACGCCAAUAUAUUUAUAAAUAAAUUUAUUUUAUUUUUUAUGUAUUAUGUCAGUCAUGGCCGGAGAGCCACCCAUAUUCUUCAGAGAGCAUGCACUAUUACAACAGAACCACUAAUUCACCCCCAACAGAGGAUAAAUGGGAAACCUCAAGUCAACAGAAAUUCUGGAUACGCUAUGAUGGCAUUGGUCCGACAGAUGAAGAAGGGAUGCCGUAUGCCUCCAGAACUGUGAGUGCACUCACUAUGUACACUAUUACUGUAGAAAUCUAUUUAGGAAGCACAGUUUACUGUUAGAUUGAAGUGCCCUUUAACUUUUAACGUAGCCGUUACCAUUAGUUUCAUGUUUGAGGAUAAGGUAGAGAAAGGUGAUGAUGACACCCGAUCUCUGUUUUUGCAGAGUGUGGACAAACCUCGAGACUGGUACAAGAGCAUGUUCAAAGUCCUGCACCGACGAACAGGUCAGUAAUGACUGGUCAUGGAAUAUACAGCCUGAGACAGGAUCAGGUCACACAGCAUCUCCAGAUCAGGGGGAAUUUAGAGAUGUAAAAUGUUUUUUUUGUUUUGUUUUUUGCCAUGGAGAUUUCAUUGGCACUACCAAUAUAGACCAGAUCAUUUAGUAAUGUAUAGCUCCCUAAUGAAAUAUAUAUAUUCCUUUAAAUUAUAUUGAUUUUCUAUUUUAACAUAUACUUCUUUAAUUGAAGCAAAUAUUAAACUAAAUUAGGUUCCAAUGUACAAUGAAAGAGAAAUGCAUCGUUGCAGAGAGAUGCUGCUUUACUUUUCCAAUGCUUAUCGCUGCCUGGCAGCUGUAUAAGCUGAGGACUUGCACUGUCUAUAUCAGUGGUUGUCUCAGCUAACCAGUAGCAGGUACUAUUUGGAGAUUGGUACUGAGAAUGUUAUUAGAAUUCCUUCAAUAGAUUCUGUAGAAAAUAGAAUCAUUCAAUUUCAUAUAACAGUGUGUGAGGGUCAGUGACCAGGGUUGCCUGUAUGCGUCACACUGGCUGUGGGUUGUGUUUUUUUUAUAACACAGCCAUGUUAAAGUGUUGCCACCCAGCACAGGUAUGUCCUGUUAAGGGUUAGUUAGUCUGCAGCGGUGUGUAAGAAUUACCCAUUCUAUCUCAUUAGAUAUUUUGACUUUUUGCACAGGCAAGGUUUUUUGGUUUUGUUUACUGUAUAUAUCAGGGCUGAGGAAUACGACAGCCAUCGCUGCCGUCAAAGGGUAGUUGGAGAAGUGUGGUAUCAUUUAUGUCAAUAUUUCAAAUACUCGGGUUUUGUGCUCAAUCUUUGAAAUAGCUGUUUCAAAGAAUGCCAGAUAAGAACUCAUGUUGAGGAAAAGUGAAAUUAAUUAUAUGUUUUUCAUUUUAACUACUGACCGUGCAGACUGAAGGCAUAAAACAUUGAUUCAUAACAUGAAGGGAGAUAAUACUGGCAAUGCUCAUGAGUUUUGUUUCAGAUUCAGAGGACAGCGACUCAGAAGAUGAAGAACUGGGAAACCCUGGGCUCCAAACUAAAAGUCCCAACUCACUAAGUAAUGCUGAGUGAGUAUGUGUGUAGAAUGAUUCUUGAACAACAUUACACCAUUGUAAUCCAGGCUUUAUCUUGCCAGCUAGCUCUCUGUAUCUUGUACUUUAGCUAAAUACAUUUAUUAACUGUUUCAGCAUUUUUUCACUAUGGUACACAGCAGUUUUUCUGUGUGUCAUCUUUACUUCCAUAGAUCAUUGCUAUGUUUGCAUUUACAUCUUUACCUUUUACUCCAUUCUCCCCAGUAGGUUGCAAAACAAUCAAAAGUUGGAACAUUAUAAGCUGAAAGACCCGCCAGUUACUAUUAGCCCUACCUUUAAGCAACCACAGAAAAAAAUAAACUCCAACCCUGCCGAGCAUGAAACCACUCUAAAACCCACCCUCGCCAAAUCCAAAAGUACAUUAAAUCACAUUCCUAAAAAAGAAGAUUCAUCUAAAACUAAUAUUUCAAGCAAGCUGCACUACUAUUCAAACACCUCAUCUCCAUUAAAUCAGUCAACAGGAGUUCAGCUAAACACAAACCUCACAUCAAAAGGACCAAAAUCAACUUCACAAUUAUUCCAUAAUGUUUCCCAGAAAUCAUCAAGUCCAACUACUAAAGAGAGAUCACCUGCAGAAAAGAAUGGUCUCACUGAACCACGACACAAAGUGGAAAAAGCAAGGUUGGUUUGGACUUCAUUAGAGCACAAUUCACAAGAUCCUUACCUAGGCUCUUCAAAUGAUAAACCUGAACUAGCUACUAAGAAGUCAGGUACUUUGCAAAACCUUUCCACAAGAAAUCGACGUUUAUCAUCUGGAAGCACCUCUAAAGAGACAUCCUCUUUAAGCCUUUCUCCCAAAGAGGCACGUCAUUAUCGAAGAUCGACCUCUAAGGUUUUGGUAUGUAUCAACUCAACAUAAACGUAUGUUUAUAUAUAUAUAGAUAUAAUUAUUGGUAUUAAUAUUUAUAAAGCGCUCACAAUUUUCAAAGUGCUGUACACAUCUUCCAUUACGAAUAAGGAAUAAUCAGUCUAAGCCCCAACACCAACCAUUAGGUAGGGAGAGUUUUACAAAUUCUACAUAGGUUAAAGAGAACCCUCAAAACCUGAAUAUGUUUAACUGACUCUCAGCAUUGUCUUAGGGGAUUCCUUUAACGGUAGGUUAACAAAAGGCAGUGGACAAAUGCUAGCAGAACUGGUAGAUUUGGGACAUACCUGGGUAUUUCACAUUUUUAAACUUGAAAUUGUCACAUAUGGCCACCCAAAGUAUUAGCGUAUAAUUGGUAAAAUGUUGGACAACUCUGCUAUGACAUGCUUAAAGGGACACUUUAGUCACCAGAACAUCUACAGUUUAUUGUAUUUGUUCUGGUAUGUAUAAUCAUUCCCUUUAGGCUUUUUGCAGUAAACAUGGUCUAUUCAGAGAAAAGGCAGUGUUUACAUUUCAGCCUAGGGAUACCUCCAGUGACCACUGGAGUGGUGCUUCCUGGGGCAGUCGGACAUUCAGGGUGUCUACCCUCUGCAUGGAGGUACUGAACUUCCCUCUCUAUGAGGAGAUGCUGAUUGGCCAGGGCUGUGUUUGUCUUGUGCUAUCUCUGCCCUUGACCUGCCUCCUUGACAAUAUCAGCCAAUCCAAUGCUUUUCUAUGGAAAAGCAUUGUGAUUGGCUCAGAUCACCACUUUUGAUGAGGUCAGCCAAGGAGGCAGUUUAGGGGUAGAUAAGCCAGCAGCAGCAUACCGGAAUAAAGGUAAGAUUUUACUAUAUUUAGGGGGGCAAGGUGGGGGGCACAUGGUUAGAUGGUGUUUUUAACACUCUAUGAUCAGGAAUAAAUGUUUGUGUUCUUGACCCUAUAGUGUUCCUUUAAGCCCAGGUAGAACUUGGAAGGCACUAUUUACUAAGUGGAACAAAGACUCUGCCAAAUAUAGGGUUGUCAAAACGCUGUUUUACUGAAUGACACUUCUUGAACAUACAUGCAUCAGAGCAUGCACCUCAUGGUGUCCAUUUUUUAUAACUAUGAACCUGGCUGAAAACACAAACAUAAACAGCAGUAAAUUUCAUAUUCAGUGGACCCUGCAUCUCUCCAUAGUUACUACUGAACAUAGCAGGGUCGAUUACCAUUAUGCUUAUCAUAACAGAAAUGGUAUUAAUAUAUCAGAGGCAGGAGAGCACAUGGUAUGUAACUACUAACUGCCCUCACCAUCCACAUUUCCACAACACCUACUAGCUCAACUCCAUAAAUAUAGGGCUGAAGUAACAUGACUCAUACUAAUACAAUUUGCUUGGUGGACUAUAUAUUUUACUUGUUCUCUCACUCAGGGGAGUGGUGGCAAAGGGCCAAUUGGCCAGAGGUCACUAGCAUACGCGAGUUCUAGGUUGAAGCCUCAUAGUAUCAUUUCCCUGUUAAUUAAAAUCUAUCGGGGGUUACUUUGAUGUCUGCUGGUGCAGUACUGCAGGAGUGAGAGAGAAGACAUGGAUUGUACAGGGUACUUAAAGGAGCACUAUAGUGCCAGGAGAACAAGCUUGUUUUCCUGGCACUAUGUAGUCCUUAGGCCCCCCCACCCUAAUGGCCCCCCUGCCGCUGGGCUGAAGGGGUUAAAACCCCUUCAGACACUUACCUUACUCCAGCGCCGGGCUCCCUCUGUGCUGGGGAACUCUCCUCCUCUUGCCGACGUCAGCGCCGAAUGCGCAUGCGCGGCAUGAGCUGCGCGGGCAAACAGCCCAUAGGAAAGCAUUACUCAAUGCUUUCCUAUCGACGUCAGCAUCUUCUCACUGUGAUUUUCGCAGUAAGAAUUGCGGAAGCGGCCUCUAGUGGCUGUCAGUGAGACAGCCACUAGAGGCUGGAUUAACUCUCAGUGUAAACAUAGCAGUUUCUCUGAAACUGCUAUGUUUUCAACUGCAGGGUUAAAACUAGAGGGACCUGGGACCCAGACCACUUCAUUGAGCUGAAGUGGUCUGGGUGCCUAUAGUGGUCCUUUAAUAUCCCAACACCAUGUAAACUUGUGCUUUGAUUGGUGGCCUGUACUCUCGAUCUGCAAAUGGUCCCUCAUGCUGCAUAAGUUAAACUAAUAGAGGUUACAGGGAUGACACCAUCAUGACUUUCUGCCGAUAGAUCUGUGAGCUUUGUAUGUAAAAAAAAAAAAGCUAUUCAUUUGUAUUUGACUCCAAAGGUCAAAAGUUGCCAGCCCUCCAUUUCUCUCAUUUCACUAACUACACAUAUCACUGUAGAACCUUUUCUCUCAUAGCAAGAAAGAGCUUACAGCAUACACACCGAGACGCCUUUGCGUGUAUAUUAUCUAUUUCUAGCUGCUCCCAUGACUUUAAGUUAAUGUAUUACUAUGUUUCUGUUGUAAAUCAAGUAAAUAAAUGUAAACGGUCUUUGCAGCAAGUAAAUAAAAUAAUCACUUUCCUUUUAUUAUCCAUGACUUGCUUUGAACAGAUGUGUUAGUAAAAUGUUAUGGUAUCUAUGUGCAUAGUAUAUGUAGAAGUAUGUAUAUUCUGUCAGCAAAGUAGUAUUAAACCCAUAACCAAUUUAUGCAAUUACGUACUACGUGAUGCACAUUUUUGCUAUUACAGGAGGGCUAAAAACAAACAUAAUAUAUAGUUUACAGAGGGAGCAGUGUAAACUAUGUUAUUCUAAAAUAAAUAAUCACGCUAUGUUAUCUAGACGCAUCUUUUCAGAUAGUUUCUAGUUCCUUUUUGUGGACAUUGAAAGGCGUGUGUCACUUUCUGCUAAUUUAUCUUUGAAAAAUAGGCAAACAAGUCAGUAAACUAUGGUAUAAAGUCCUCCAGCUCAGUUUGUUUAUUGGUGGGCAUACAUUUUAAUUUAUUGUAUGUCAUUCGCAGAGGGCCAUAGGAGCUGCAGUCCACAACAUCUGUAGUGCUAUUAUUGAAAAUUGCAUAGUGAACCUGCCUGUUAUAUAUACAUUGUCAUCGUGAAGGUCCUGCAGUGGGCAGUUUUGGGGUGUGCAUACUUUAAGGAACCAUGCAACGAUGCCUUUGUUAAGUAGAAAUGUAUUUCUCUGCAAACCCUAAAAAGGUUUCUGUUACUUUGGACACGAACUAAAAUAAGCAUUUAUGCCACUUCAGAGCUAGAGGAAUUGAUGUGCUUGCAAUCUAUCUUUUGGGUUUAAAAGGAUUUCACUGCCUAAAUCUGCACAGGUGUUAUACUGUCUGUACGGUCCAUGUUGCUGCAUAAACUUAUUACAUAUUUAAUAAUACCUGCAGGAUCAGCUGGAGGCAGAGCUGCAAGAAUUCACAAAGGAGCUUGAGAGGGACCAGAAGGUUCAUAUGGACACACCGGGCAAUCUACUGAAUCAAAAUACAGUAUGUAUAUAACAGUAUGUAUAUAAAUAUGGUGAGGCUGGAUUAUCACUGUGAGGGCAGAAAUUUUACCCUACUCAUAUCUGAAAUGUAGGCCAUUUUAUUUUGUCCUAAGGAAAUUUCAACCCCGCUAUUUAUAUUGCGAGUCCCAAGGAUAUUAAGGGGUUAAUCCUGGUAACCAACAGUAAAUACCUGGAGAUUAAUGUAUUGCAGGGGUAGCAACAUUGCUCACUGAGAUGAAGAUAAUUAGAUUUACAAAAAGUGAUAGCCAAUGAAGUUCAGUCUAUCAAGUUCCCAUAUUCCAUGACCAAAAAGGAUGCAACUCCAUUCCCAAAAAUGGAAGUUGAUGCUGUUUAGACUGCUGUUUACACGUGAGUUUACAGAGGUAGAGGUUCUAUUUCAACUGUCAAAAGUAAAGACAAGUCAAUGGGACCUGAUGGAAUACACCCAAAACUAUUAAAAGAGCUUAGUGGUGUACUAGCAAAACCAUUAACAGAUUUAUUUAACCAAUCAUUGUUAACAGGAGUAGUCCCAGAAGAUUGGAAGUUAGCAAAUGUUGUGCCCAUUUACAAGAAAGGUAAUAGGGAGUAGUCGGGCAACUAUAGGCCAGUAAGCCUUACUUCAGUAGUGGGGAAAGUGAUGGAAACCAUGUUAAAGGAUAGGAUUGUUGAACAUCAAAAAACACAUGGAUUUCAAGAUCAGAGACAACAUGGGUUUACUUCAGGGAGAUCAUGCCAAAGUAAUCUUAUUGAUUUUUUUGAUUGGGUAACUAAAAUUAUAGAUCAGGGUGGUGCAGUAGACAUUGCUUACCUAGAUUUCAGUAAGGCUUUUGACACUGUUGCACAUAGAUGGCUUAUCAAUAAACUGCAAUCUUUAAGUUUGCAUUCCAAUAUUGUUGAAUGGGUAAGGCAGUGGCUGAGUGACAGGCAACAGAGGGUUGUAGUUAAUGGAAUAUAUUCGAAGCUUGGACUUGUCACCAGUGGCGUACCUCAGGGAUCUGUACUUGGACCCAUUCUCUUUAAUAUUUUUAUUAGUGAUAUUGCAGAGGGUCUUGAUGGUGGAAACGAGGCCGGACUGGCCAUCCGGGCAUACCGGGCAAAUGCCGAUUGAGCCUUGAUGGCCGUGCUGGGGCCGAGGAGCCCGGCGGGGGAUCUCCCGACGGCCUGCGAACCCAGCGCUACCCGAGCGCCGGCCCCGCUGUGUGUAUCCAUGGGCCGGUGGGGAGAUCAAAGAUCUCCUCACCGGCCCAGAGGCAGGGAGAUGUUGCCGCAGGCUGGAGAGGGAGGGAGGGAGGAGAGGACCGGCGGAGCUCUAGCCAGCAGCUCCGCCGGGUCCUCUCGCGAGAUUCUGAGCGUUGCCGCGGUUACCACGGCAACGCUCAGAUCUCGCGAGAGUGAACUCUAACCUGCAGGUUAGAGUUCACUCUCACCACUGGACCACCAGGGAAUGCAGCAUGGCUCCCCUCAAGGCUCCCCCUGCCAGGCAGAACGGCUCCCUCCCCCUCCCAGGCUAAAGGUAAGAAGGGAGGGGGGGGGACAUAACUUAUAUAUAAAAAAUAUAUACUUAAAAUUAAUUCCCAAACAGCACCCCCAGACACACACACAUACCCCAGACACACACAGCCAACUCACACACAGCACCCCCACACACACACACAGCACCCCAGACACACAGCGCCCCAGACGCACACUGCACUUUAGACACACACAGCCAACUCCACACACAGCACCCCAGACACACCUGCACCCCCAGAGCACAGCACCCCAGACACACACUGCCCCCAGACACACACAGCCAACUCACGCAUGGCACCCCAGACACACACUUACCCCCAGACACACACUGCACCCCCAGAAACACACAGCACCCCCAGACACACACAGCCAACUCACACACAGCACCCCCAGAAACACACACAGCACCCCAGAAACACACACAGCACCCCCAGACACACUCACACACAGCACCCCCAGACACACACACAUACCCCAGACACACACAGCCAACUCACACACAGCACCCCCACACACACACACACAGCACCCCAGACACACACUGCACCCCCAGAAACACACAGCACCCCAGACACACACAGCACCCCCAGACACACACAGCCAACUCACACACAGCACCCCCAGAAACACACACAGCACCCCAGAAACACACACAGCACUCCCAGACACACUCACACACAGCACCCCCAGACACACUCACACACAGCACCCCCAGACACACACACACACAGCACCUCCAGAUACACACACAGCACCUCCAGAUACACACACAGCACCCCCAGACACACACACAGCACCCCCAGACACACUCAGCACACCGAGGGACACACAUAGCACACAUAUAUAUAUAUAUAUAUAUAUACACACACACACACUACAGCACCGCUCACACUGCACCACUACACACAUUACGCUCCAGAUACACGCUAGAUCCCUUACCCUAUAUGCACUCUAAAUCCUCUGCACACACAAUCUUCUAUACACACUCUGGGUCCUUUACACACUAGAUCUCUUACACACACACAGUGCUCCACCUACACACACACUACAUUCCUUGUAAGGAAACACAUACAACAUUCUCUAAACACACCCUCUCUACAACCCCUACACACACUACAUCACCUAUACACACACUACUGCCCGUAUGCACACACUCGCUACAUCCCCUAUAACACUAUGCCCCUAUACACGCACUCUCUACAGCCCCUAGCCACACAUAUUACACCACAUAUAUUACACCUAUUUACACAAUACCACACCACACUCUACACACAGGCAAUCCCACAAGCAGGCGCCAAACACAUGCACCAUACACUUUCCUGGCCCUUUUGUCCUCUGGUAUCCCACUUGUGGAGACACCAGACACAAUUUAAAAGCAAACACAGCGCAAGCAUGUUAUUACAUUUGCUUGCGCUGCGCAGAACAAAUACAGGGCCUUUUUCUAAAGCCAGAGCUCUUCAGCGGGGCUCUGCACAUUGAACCAACAUGCUCACAUUGAGAGGGGGCGUGCUUGUCAUUAGUGAUGACAAAACACACCCUCUCUGGCCCCGCCCCCUUCUUGGGGGGCCGCUCUAAUUGAAAAAUGCCCGGGCCUAAUUUUUUUCCCAGUCCGGCCCUGUGGUAAGGUAUGUCUUUUUGCUGAUGAUACUAAGAUAUGUAACAGGGUUGAUGUUCCAGGAGGAAAAGCCAAAUGGCAAAUGAUUUAGGUAAGCUAGAAAAAUGGUCAGAAUUGUGGCAACUGACAUUUAAUGUGGAUAAGUGCAAGAUAAUGCAUCUUGGAUGUAAAAACCCAAGGGCAGAGUACAGAAUAUUUGAUAGAGUUCUAACCUCAACAACUGAGGAAAGGGAUUUAGGGGUGAUUAUUUCUGAUGACUUAAAGGUAGGCAGAAAAUGUAAUAGAGCAGCAGGAAAUGCUAGCAGAAUGCUUGGUUGUAUAGGGAGAGGUAUUAGCAGUAGAAAGAGGGAAGUGCUCAUGCCUCACUUGGAGUAUUGUACGCAGUACUGGAGACCGUAUCUCCAGAAGGAUAUUGAUACCUUAGAGCAGUGUUUCCCAACCCAGUCCUCAAGGCACACCUACCAGUCCAGGAUUUAGGGAUUACCCAGUUGUGUCUAAAGUGUUUUUUUUCUUCUUUGUAAAACACCUUAGACACAACUGGGUAAUCCCUAAAUCCUGGACUGGUAGGUGUGCCUUGAGGACUGGGUUGGGAAACACUGCCUUAGAGAGGGUUCAGAGAAGGGCUACUAAACUGGUUCAUGGAUUGCGGGAUAAAACUUACCAGGAAAGGUUAAAGGAUCUUAACAUGUAUAGCUUGGAGGAAAGGCGAGACAGGGGGGAUAUGAUAGAAACAUUUAAAUACAUAAAGGGAAUCAGCACAGUAAAGGAGGAGACUAUAUUUAAAAGAAGAAAAACUACCACAACAAAAGGACAUAGUCUUAAAUUAGAGGGUCAAAGGUUUAAAAAUAAUAUCAGGAAGUAUUACUUUACUGAGAGGGUAGUGGAUGCAUGGAAUAGCCUUCCAGCUGAAGUGGUAGUGGUAAAGGAGUUUAAGCAUGCGUGGGAUAGGCAUAAGGCUAUCCUAACUAUUAGAUAAGGCUAGGGACUAAUGAAAGUAUUUAGAAAAUUGGGCAGACUAGAUGGGCCGAAUGGUUCUUAUCUGCCGUCACAUUCUAUGUUUCUUUGUGUUUAAUUUUAUUUUCUAUGUAUAAUGUGCUGAAACAUUUCUCAGCACCGUACAAUUUAGGGGAUGUAGACCAAAAAAAAAUGCUGACUUAUCAAUUUGAGUAGAAUGGAUUUUACAGCAAUUAUAUAGAAACUUUAAGCAUGGUUGGUAACACGUGAGCUUACAACCUAGAACAGAAAGAUAGUGAGACAAAAGGCUGCAGCAGAAAGUGAGAAUAGGCCACAGUAGGGACACUGUAGGUAUUGUUUAGGUUGAUAAAUAAUCGGGAACGUGAAAUGAGAAAAAUACAAAUUUUCAUAUAAAAUGUAACCUAGAUAAUUACUAUGUGCAUAUACCAGGACAUUAAAAAUACAUGAUAUAGGAUAACUAAGAUAAUAUGUUCAGAAAGCUAUUGUAAGUUUUGACAGACCAUCUGCUGAAAUAUACUUGUGAGGAGCAUUUGCAAUGGUGAGGUUCAAAUGGGGAUGUCGUAAUGUGAGUCUGGUGGGAAAAAGUGGCAAUGAUGAGGUUCAGAGGAGGAUGUUGCAGUGUGCGUCAUGCUGGGAACAGCUGAAAUGUUGAGGUUCAAAGAGGUGCUAUAGUGUGCGUCUUGUGGGUAAUAGUUGUAAGGGUUUAAUUCAGAUGGGGAUGUUGCAAUGUGAAUCUUGUGUUGAGCAGAUAAACUGUUGAGAUACAAAGAAGGAUGGUAUAUAGUGCUUCUUCUGUGGAACAGUUGUAAAGUUUAUGUUCAAAUGGGGAUGUUGCAGUGUGAGUCUUGUGGGGAGCAGUUGCAAUGGUGAGAUUUACUUGAUAUAACCUUCUAUUUCAAUUUAAACAAAUACAAUGUUUCUUAGUGUGUUUACUCACAUAUUUUCCCGUGCGAAUGAUGAAUCUCCUUUCCUAAUGGUUAGGGAGAAUUUUUUGGGAUAGGAACAGAUUUCCCAAUAGGGAGAGUAGGUACCUGCCUACAACCCGUAGGGGGCACCUGUAUACAGCACUUACAAUGUGCCAUUUUGGUGCUUAAGUACGCUGGUGGGAAGAUGGGCACCAUGAGCUUUGGCCAGUGUCCAGUCAGCUUCCUAUGCUUGACUGCUGACUCCUUCGAUCACCAAAUCCCAUUACCCUUCCAUUCCCAAUAAGUAAUGCAACACCAUGUUAAGGGGGUAAGGGCAACGGCCACAGCUUUAUUUAACCCCUUAAGACCGGAGGGCGUACUAUUACGCCCUAUUUUAGGCGGCUCUAAACGCCGCUGGGCGUAAUAGUACGCCCUCCGGUCUUUCAUUACUUACCCGGUCACCGGCGGCCCCACGCCGGCGAUUGCGGUUGGGGGGACUCCCAGGGAGCCUCCCCGCAGCAGAUCUUCCUCCUGGCAGCCCCCCUGGCCAUGUGAAAGUGAGGUCCUUGCAAGGACCUCCCAAUCACAUGGCCGGGCUAGCUGGCUGCUGCAUUGCCAACAGGGGGGCUGCUUGUAAUGACAGGUAGUCCCCCUGCUGGCUGGAAAAAAAAAAAAAUUAAAGUUAAAAAGUGUAAAAAAAAAAAAAAAAAAGAUAUAUACUUAGAUCAUAUAGAUCAUAUAUAUACAUACACACACAUACACUCUAGGUAUAUUUUACUAUUAAUAUAUAUAUAUAAUUAUAUAUAUAUAUAUAUAUUAAUAUCAAAUUACUCGUAGACGGAUACUGAUUAAAUAUAUAUAUAUAAUUAUUAUUAUAUAUAUUUAUAUAUAAUAUAAAAAAAUUAAAUAUGUAAAUAUGUUAAAAAAUUAAAUUAAAAAAUAAUUAAAAAAAUAAUUAAAAAAAUAUAUAGAUGUGUGUUAUUUCAUUCUAACUGUAUUGUGAUAUUGAUAUAUAUAUUUAUAUCAAAAUACACGUAGAACGAAUAUAUCUAUAUAUGUAAAUAUAUACGUAUAUAUCACUAUAUAUACCUAUAUAUAAAUAAAAAUAUUUUAAAAAUAAAUAAAUAUAUAUAUAUAUACACACACACACACACAUAUUAAUUCUACAUAUAUAUUUAUGUAAUAUUUUUACAUAAUUAGGUAUCUUAAUUAAUUACAAUUAGCGGGAGCUGCCUGACAACCCAUGCCGAAAGUAAAGGGAAUUUAAUUUGCUAGCACUAUAUUUAACCCUAUAACUUUCCAAGACACCAUAAAACCUGUACAUGGGGGGUACUGUUCUACUCGGGAGACUUCGCUGAACACAAAUAUUAGUGUUUCAAAACGGUAAAAUGUAUUACAACGAUGAUAUCGCCAGUAAAAGUGACAGUUUUUUGCAUUAUUCACGCACAAACAGCACUUACACGGACGAUAUUAUUGCUGCGAUACUUUUUACUGUUUUGAAACACAAAUAUUUGUGUUCAGCGAAGUCUCCCGAGUACAACAGUACCCCUCAUGUACAGGUUUUAUGGUGUUUUCAAAAGUUACAGCGUCAAAUAUAAGGCUUGUGUUUCAUUUUUUUCACAUUAAAAUUCGCCAGAUUGGUUACGUUGCCUUUGAGACCCUAUAGUAGCCCAAGAAUGAAAAUUACCCCUAUGAUGGCAUACCAUUUGCAAUAGUAGACAACCCAAGGUAUUGCAAACAGGGUAUGUCCAGUCUUUUUUAGUAGCCACUUAGUCACAAACACUGGCCAAAAUUGGCAUUUUUUGCAUUUUCACACACAAACAAAUACUAACGCUAACUUUGGCCAGUGUUUGUGACCAAAUGGCUACUAAAAAAGACUGGACAUACCCCAUUUGCAAUACCUUGGGUUGUCUACUAUUGCAAAUGGUAUGCCAUUAUGGGUGUAAAUUUCAUUCCUGGGCUACUAUAAAGUCCCAAAGGCAACGUAACCAAUCUGGCGAAUUUCAAUUUCAAAUGUAACGUGCUACAUUUGACCCUGUAACUUCCCAAAACGCCAUAAAACCUGUACAUAGGGGGUACUGUUUUACACGUGACUUUGCGGAGUACAAUUUUUAUUUAAAGUAUUUUAUUGCAGUAAAAGCAAACAGUAUUAUGACUGACAGUUAAAAUGUCAUGUAGAACUAAAAAAAAUCUUAUUUUCUCCCAUUUUUUUCAUAUUAAAUUAUGUUUCAUAGCUAAAUAUUUGAUAUUAAAUGAAAGCCCUGUUUCCCCUGAAUAAAAUGAUAUGUAAUAAGGGUGGGUGCAUUUAAUAUGAAAGAGGUGAAUUACGGUUGGACAGACAUGUAGCGCAAAUGCCAGGUUUUGUUUACAUUUUGUUUUGUUCACAACGUGUACAUUUGGCUCAGUCCUUAAGGGGUUAAACCAACAUAACCACAUACUGUCAGCUGCUGGUUUUACGCAGCAGACAGGUACACUUUAACCUUCUUCCAGAGCCUCUUCAGCCUGUCCUUCGUCAUCAACCAAAUUCAGGCUGCGACUCCUGAAGCCCAUCCGAGCAUUAUUCAUUUACCAAACUUGCUGGCGCAGGAAACCCACAGAGCUGUAGGAACAGUUAAAGAGGGUGUAAAACUCAUUGCUGUCCCAACUCCUCUUAGUCUUUGUGUGAGACUAAGCCUUUCACACUGGAAAUUAAUUGCUGGAGGAGCAGGGACAGCCCUGAGUGAGGCACACUGUAUAACCAUUACUGCAGCUCUGCUAUCAAUAAUAGGAGGCGGACUGUAAUUUGCAAAUAACCCUCAAAUAUUUCCAUAGCCCUAAAUGUAACCGUUUUCUCUGUUCCACAUGUAAGCAUACAAAGCUUAAACUUAUAAAUAAAAACCAUUUACCUUAAUUCUAGGUUUAUUCACUCUUAAAAACUAAACACUCCAUGUACCCCAAUACUUACUUUAAGACAACUUUAACCCAAAUGCAAAAUGUAACCCUACACUAGCUGCCUAAAUGCAUAUUUACUAAGGCCUGUAUAUAUGGUUGUAGAUAUGUUUAUGCCUGCAAUGUCCAGUUAAUAAAUUAGUUAAAGGGGCACUGUGACGAGACCAAUCUCGCCACAUUGCAUUGGAGAAGCCUGGUUGCUCGCCUGUUGCCUUUGGAUUAUGGCCCCAUGCUAAAAGGCUUGAUUUUCCCCUGCAAAGACAUGAAAGCCGGGUCAUUUAGUGCUUGCCCUGUGUGAGCGGUGAUACCCCAGAUAGCUAUGCCAUGGAGCCCAUUCGUAUAAUGAAAGACUAUGGGAAAGACUUUGGCUCCAUGGCAAUUGAACUGUAUGUGUGUUCUCUGAGCGCCAUUCAGUAAUAAGGUGCACUCAGAUCUGAACUAUCUGGGGAUAUGUUGAAUGUACCUGUUUUGUGCAAUGGCUGCACAGUUAUGUGUUUUAUUGUCUUUUGCUGCCAUGUGUUCAAUGGUGUUUUGCCUCUGUCCUGGGAGAUAAUUGGAUUACUUCCCAAUUAUCUCCAGGAUAGAAGACUCUGUGGAACUGGUUUUGGGCAGAAAAGCCAUGCUGCCUUUGGUCACAAAAGGACUACGAUCUAUCUUUUGAACCACUGGACCAAUUUGGAUGAUUUUGACAUAUGUUUGUAUUUGGGGUAUGCUGAUUCUGAAUUUAUGUGAAUGUGAUGCAUACUUUAAGUUAUGAAUAAUGUGGAAAAAUUGUAUUUCUCUGCUUGUGCUAAUUACAUUACCCAUUGUGUAAGGUAAUUGUAGCACAGGCAGAGGGGAGGAUUUUGUGUGGGAGUGUCUGAGUGUAUUGUAUGUGUUUACUGGUUGUUUUCCAAAACCCUGUGGGUGGUACUAAUGUGUAUAUAAGAACAAUAAACCCACAGCUCUGUCUGUUCACUGCUUGACCCUCGUUCUUGGGGGAUUUAUUGUAUGCUGUUCCAGUUUGACUGCUAGGAGAGUAAACCUAUUCGUAUGGUUUUUCCUAUUCGGCUGUUUACAGCAUUCAUAUGGUUUCCUGUUCGGCGGAUUGGUGUUCUGCAGUAGCUGUGCCUGUGUCUCUGGAACGGGAAGAUCUCCUAAACGGCAGUUUAACCCUUUUAUGCCUGGGGGUGCCGUUACAGGCACUAAACAUAGUAAAUUAACUCCUAAAUGACAGAAUUGAGCAGUGAUACUGCAGGGGCAUGAUCUAUACACCAAAACUGCUUUGUUGAGCUAAAGUUGUUUUGGUGACUAUGGUGUCCCUUUAAAUUCUGUUUACCUGGAAUUUAAAAAUAUAAUAAUAUUUUGAGGGGAGGAAGCCAGGGGUGCAUUGCAAUUUCUACAGGCACCUGACAUAUAAAUCCUGCCCUGCGCUGGGAUGCAUUAGAACGGUUAAGACAAUUGUGUAUACAGGCACAGACUGGAAUUAUCUACUCCUGUUGGAGACCUAAAUCAUUCUUUGUAUGCUGCCUCUGGCUCUGACAUGAGGAAAUGAUGCAGUUUCAACCCAAUUAAAUAAUAAUAUGUUUGAAUGAUACAAUGCAUUAUGACACUAUUUCAUAAGAUAGUGUUGACAAAUAAGCAUUACCAAUAAAAUAAGGAAUUUCACAUCUCUUCACGGUUUUUGAUUUUUUUAAACCACUGUUUUAAAAUUGUGCAUUAUUUAUGUAAAUGGAUUUUGGAUGUGGGCUUGCUAAAAAAAAAAAAAAAAAAGCCCCAAAAAACCUACCCAUUUAGCAAGUGAAGUGUUGUGAAAGAGUCACUAAUGCAUCUCCCCAGUUCCUUUCUCAGUGUGCCAUUAUUGGAAGCGAACUGUAUUAAAAUGGCAGCAAUUGCUGCUUUGCAGUUUCACUCCCACCAAUUGUGAACAGCCUACACUAGCCGUAACCCUAAUUAAAUAUGUAAAAAUAAAUCAAGAAAUAGAAAAGAUAUAUAAAACAAAACAAAAAAAUGAAUGCCAUCAUCUGGUUCUGGAGACAUUCAUAAACCUCCCAGAACAUUUUUCUUCAUAAUACAUAUACAACAUAUAUGUAAAUAAAUGACACACACUGAUAAAAAGGCUGUAAUCCUUUGUUAAGCGAAUGGUUUAUGGAUGCAACCUUCAAACUGAACUUUAUACUGUCAGUUAUGGUUUUAUUUCACAUUCACAGAGCAAGUCACUAAACUCAGAAGUUUAGGAAAUUAAAUACAAAUGGCUAAACUGAGUCUAAAAUAGGUGAUUUGAAAAAUUCUCUAACUAUGGUUAGAAAAUUUGAGACAUUCUAUAUAGCUAUAGUUAUUGCUUAGCUACUUUGGCCUCAGUUUUGCUAUUCAUAUUGUCUGGAGACUGGAGACUUUUCAAAGACCACCAAUGGUGACAAUGCAGAUUGGCGUACAGUGUAAAGCAGAGGUUCUCAACCUAGUCCUCAAGGACCCCCUACCAGUCCAGGAUUUAGGGAUUACCUGGGUGUGUCUAAGGUGUUUAGAAAAAGAAAAAAAACACACCUUAGACUCUAAGGUUUUUUCUUUUUCUAAACACCUUAGACACACCCAGGUAAUCCCUAAAUCCUAGACUGGUAGGGGGUCCUGAGGACUGGGUUGAGAACCCCUGGUGUAAAGGGAGGCAGGUAAAGGUGAGUUCUCCUUACCUGACCAUGUCCUUCACUGGAGCCGCAAUCUUCUACCAGCAGGUCCACUUCAGCUCCUGGCACUCCAUCUCCAGGAACCAACGUCACUGCUGAACACAUGUAUGAGAGUACAGCAUUGAGGUCUAUGGAGGAUCCCACAAGACAGCAUGAUCGUCCAUAGAUACAGCCAAUUCCCUGCAGCCAUCACUAAGCUAAGGGAUUGACACUUCUAGAUGACGGUAGCGCUGCCCAGUGUCUAGAAGUGGCAGGUGUAGGAAAUAUACAGAGACAAACUAGUCCUUACUUACUGUCAGUAGAUCUCUUGACUGGAUUGGCAUUUCAGAGUAAAGAUUCUCUCUUUAAAAAAUCUGCCCAUUAUUUCCAUGGACAUAACGUGUUUUAGGUUCAAAUUGUUUUAUGAGGCAAGAAGGCAGGAGAACAUAGAGCAAUCAUAACUCUCGUAUAUAUUCAUCAGGGAGGUCACAAAUUACAGAAAGCCUCACAUUUUUCCCUGACCACCACCCAUAAAUGUCUCAAUUGGUCCUGUGUGAAGGGAGCAAGUGUGAUUAGGGAUUUUUCUAGCAUCGGAGAGGGAAUAAUCUAAAUUUUAUUAAAGACAGGAGGCUUCAUAUUUGCUUAAUCUUCUUUACUGAAAACCUCCAGCAGGAAAAAAAUAGUUAACAUAACAAAACAACCAAUCAGAACAAAAUAACAUUAGUAUAAAACCACUUAGGCAGACCCUCCCAUUUCCUCUUUCUUUGAUGAGGUCGAGCAUGAAGACCGACGAAAACCAACUGUAGUAGGUACACUCAGAUGAGAAACCGCCAUAACCAGAAUAAAUCCAGAUUACACUGCAAGGAAAAAAACAUUGUGAAAGUAUACUGCCAAAGCAGAAUGUCAUGCCAUACAUAUCAGAACAUCAGAGGAAUAUGAUUUGAUGAAGAAGAGCAGACGGACAACCAAAACCGCAGUACAGAAAAUAUAUUUAUUAGUCAAACAUGAUACCAUACAUUACCAAAAAUACAACAAUACUCCCAAUUAACCCCUUAACGCCGUUAUGGCGUUCUAUGCUGUCCCGCUUUAAUUGGGCUUUAAAGCCGUUGCGGCGGCAUAGAACGCUGUAACGGCUGAAGCCCCUGGAGCACCCGGGAUACUUAGCUACCUGGCGCUCAGCUUCGGGAGGACUGCCUCACAGCCCAGGCAGCCCUCCCACGGCAAAAGAGGCCCCCGGGGGCCAUGUGAUCGCUCUCAAAGAGCGAUCACAUGGCCCCCUAUAGCUGGCUGUAGAUCUGCCAGCAGGGGGACUGUCUGAAAUGUCAGACAGACAGUCCCCCUGCUGGUGGGUAGUAGUAAAAAAAAAUUAUUAAACGUGUAAAAUAAAAUAGAAAUAUAUUUAUAUAUAUAUAAUAGAUGUAUAAAUUUGAUUGACAUGCCUGACAACACAGGGAGAAAGUGCAGAGAAUUUAAUUCGCAAACACUAUAUUUGACCCUGUAACUCUCCAAGACACCAUAAAUAUAUUUGUGUUUAGUGAAGUCUCCCGAGAAUAACAGUACCCCCCAUGUACAGGUUUUAUGGUGUUUUGGAAAGUUAGAGAGUCACAUAUAAGGUUUGCAUUUCAUUUUUUUGACAUUUAAAUUUGCCAGAUUGAUUAUGUUGCCUUUGAGAACGUAUGGUAGCCCAAGAAUGAGAAAUACCCCCAUGAUGACAUACCAUUUGCAAAAGUAGAUAACCCAAGGUAUUGCAGGUGGGGUAUGUCCAGUCUUUCUUAGUAGCCACUUAGUCACAAACACUGGCCAAAUAUUCGUUUUUUGCUUUUUUCACACAACAAAUAUGAACGCUAACAUUGGCCAGUGUUUGUGACUAAGUGGCUACUAAUAAAGACUAAACAUAUCCCACUUUCAAUAUCUUGGGUUGUCUACUUUUUCAAAUGGUAUGCCAUUAUGGGGGUAAUUCUCAUUCCUGGGCUACCACACCGUCUCAAAGGUAACAUUACUAAUCUGGCAAAUUUCAAUUUGAAAAUGGAACGUUCUAUAUUUGACCCUGUAACUUUCUAAAACACCAUAAAACCUGUUAAUGGGGGGUACUGUUGUACUCGUGAGACAUCGCUGAUUACAAAUAUGUGCAUUUUUUUGCAGUAAAACCUAACAGUAUUAUGAUAUUCACAGCUAAAAUGUCAGACGGAAAUACAAAUUUAAAACAAAAUCUUAUUUUCUCACAUUUUUUUUAAAUUUUAUUCAUAAUAAAUUAUGUUCCAUAUAUGAAUACUUAAUGAUAAAUUAAAGCCCUAUUUCUCCUGAACAAAAUGAUAUAUAAUAAGUAUGGGUGCCUAUAAGAUGAAAGAAGGGAACUACGGGUAUACAGACAUAGUGCAAAUUCCAGUUUUUGUUUACGUUUUGUUUUGAUCAGAACGUGCACUAUUGACUCCGUCCUGAAGGGGUUAACAGAAUAGCAAAAAAUCCCAUACCAAGGAGGGAAAACAUCAAAAGGGUGGGAAAUAUUCGCAUCCAGUCCAUAAUAAAAUUUAGAUUAUUCCUUUACCAAGGCUAGAAUAAUCCCUAAUUUUAAGGCAAGACAGAAGGCUUCAUAUUUACAAUUUUAACGCCGAGACAUAAAAGCAGAAGAAACAGAAGAUCGCAGCCGAAAAUAAAAAGUACGGAAAGUCGAUUUUCUAGACCAGUCAGCUGUGCCGAGAAUAUCCGUAAGGGACCCACCGGCAUCUAGGGCUGCCAAAGCUGUAGCACUCCGAACCGAGCUUGCUCCAAAGGAACUUCCCACGCCCGCCAAUGAAAGAACCCAUCGAAUACAACGAGCGAUCGUAGGUGCAGAAACAGCCCUAAACGGUCAAACAUAGGAAAUAAAUAGCUGUCCAUGUGCAGAGGGCCGAAAGCACGGACAGACACGUCCGUAGACAACGAGCCACACAGAGACCUGGUCUAUCCGGUAAUUAGGGAUACGACACUAAAGACGAAUUAGGAUUUUGUUCUGCGUGAAAUGGAAACAGACACACCGUCUGGAGAAAGGAAGAAAGAUUCUACAUCAAAAGCUCGAAACGACAUGAGGCAUAACAGUAGAGCCAGUUUAGCAGAAAGUUGGCAAAGAGAUAAGUCUCCGUUAUCAGGCCAUUCCUCGAGGAAGCGCAAAACAAGCGAAACAUUCCAAAAUGAGGAACAGUGAGAAGUAGGUGGCCUCGAAAGGCGAACACUUCGUAACAGUCUGCAGACCGAGGGGUCCUUACCAACGGCAGAACCUUGAGAAGGUACAUGAGCCGCCGAUAUAGCCAAACGGAAUACAACUUACCCUGAGAGAACUACUCCGCCAGAAAGCUCAGGACAGCCAUGAUAGGAGCCGUAAAGGGAUCCAAGCGUCUCUCCAGACACCAGCCAUGCCAGGAUCGCCAGGCAUGCAGAUAUGAUCUUCUGGUGCCAGGCACCCAAGAGUCCCAGAGUAACUCCCUAGCCGUUUUCGAAUGGCCCGAUAUCCCAGGAACCCUUUAAACGGUCCAGGCCACCAGCGACAGAUGACCCUCUAAAACCAACAGAUGUGUGUUCUCCAGAAACCUGGAGACAGGUAAAAGAAGUGGGUCUUCGUACAAUAACUCCAGCAGUAGAGGGAACCGUAGUUGACUCCUCCAAAGCGGUGCGAUCAGGAGAAGCGACACUUUCAGAAGCUUGAUCCGGUGUAAUGUCCGGAGGAUCAUGGAGAAAUGCGUCCACCUCUUCACUGAAGGGAUCCGGGAGCCAACUGAAGAAUAAGUCCGUUUGGCGAUUUGCACUGGAUAUGAACAGAUCCAGGUGUAGGGGACCCUGAAGGGAAUCCAGCAUCCGAAAUCCUGAAUGGUGUAAUUGCCAAUCGCUGGCGUCUCUCCAGUGUCAGGAAAACCAGUCCGCCACUAGAUUGUCCGGGCCUGGGAGGUAUUCCACUACAAUCGAUAAGUUCUUGUCCAGACAAUACUGGUAGAGGUCCCUCGUCAGAUCUGACAGCAGUUUGGAUUGGGAACCUCCGAAGCGGUUUAUGUUUGGGAACCUCCGAAGCGGUUUAUGUAGUGUACCGCUGAGAUGUUGUCCAUGCGUAGAAGCAGCGAGCAAUGACUCAUCCCUUUGGUGAAACUCCAAAUGGCGAAAGACCCCACAAUCAGUUUCAGACAGUUGAUGUGAAGGGUCUUCUCCUCUGGGGUCCAGAGUCCUCCAGUCGCCUCGCCACGCCAUCGCAAGCAGUGCCCGAGGCCAGACAGCUGGCAUCUGAUUCCAGGACGAAGUUUGGUCGGAAUCCGAAUAUCGCCAUGCUGUUCCAGGCCUCCAUGUGUCGAAGCCACCAGUGGAGUUCUAGACUGGCCUCGUCCGAGAGACGUACUACUAGGUCGUAGGAGACCGAUGACCUGAGAUAUUGUGCCUUCAGACGUUGUUGAGCCCGAUAGUGUAGGGGUCCUGGGAAUAUGGCUUGGAUGGAGGAUGACAGCAGUCCUAUCGUACGCGCCAGAUACCUCAGCGUGGCCUGUGAGUUGCAUAGCAGAUGUCUUAUAUUCUUCCUGAUACCUUGGACAUUAGAAGGCGGAGCACUGCCUGAAACGAAUCCACCAUGAAUCCCAGGAACUGGACUGACCGAGAGGGGGUCAGUUCCGAUUUCUCCAUGUUGAUGACGAACCCUAGGUCCUGGAGUAGGUGGAUCUUGAGCUACAUCUGUCGGCGCAAGACGUCCAGAUCCUGUGCCAUCAACAGAAUAUCGCCUAGACAGGCGAUUGAUCUGAUCCCCUGGCCCUCAGAGUCGCCAUAACCAGUUUCAACAACUUGGUGAAGCACCAAGGAGCCGGACUGAGACCAAAUGGAAGGCAUGUGAACUGCCAGGGAAACUGAAGGAAACACCUGUCGUCACGGUGGAUCGGUACCGUGAGAUAGGCAUCCUUCAGAUCUAGCCGGGAGAACCAGUCUCCUUCGCAAAUCAGGUCUCUUAAGAGACAUUAUGACAGACACUGGGAGACAUGGGGACACUGGGAGAUGUCCCCAAGUCUCCCAGCCAGUGUCCCUGGUGUCUUAGUCAGUGUCCCUAGUGUCUCAGUGUCCCCAUGUCUUCCAGUUCCCCCAAGUGUGUCAAUGUCCCCAUGUCUCCCAGACAGUUUCCCUAGUGUCUGUGUCCCUGGUGUCUCAGUGCCCCCAUGUCUUCAAGUGUCCCCUAUUUUCCCAGAGUCCCCAGUGUCUCCAUGUGUCCCAGUGUUCCCAGGUCUCCCAAUGUGCCCUGUCUCUCAGUGUUCCUAGUGACAUGGGGACCCUGGGAGAAAUGGGGACAGACACUAGCGGGCACAAAGAUGUGGGAAUACUUGGGGACACAGGGAAACUGGGUGACAUGGUGACACAAGAGGACACUGGGAGACAUAGGGCAUUGAGACACUGAUACAUAGGGACACGACACUAGGGGACACUGGGACAUGGGGCACUGAGACACUGAUACAUAGGGACACUGAGACCUGGUGUAAUCGACACAUGAGGACACAGCCAUGAGGGCACUGGGAGACAUGGGGGCACUGGGAGACUAGGACACACUGAUACAUAGGGAAACAGAUAGUGGGAGACUUGAAACACUGGGGGACAGGGAGCAAUCCAGCUAUACAGCAGAAUCAAACUAAGUAGUUUUUUGGUGAUUUUACAGCAUUUUCUCUUAUGUCACUCCUUGUGAUUUGCAUCUUGUCACCCAUACAUAAAAAUAAUUAUGCAAAUUAAUAAGGCUGGUAUGUUUUUCCAAGAAAGGUGGCAACCCUAACUACUUUUCACAUACUCUUGCUUAAGUAUGGAAACUUAAGAGGGAUGUAAGGGAACAAAACUAAUUAAAUUAGUUAAGGUAAUGCUGACUUUGGUCUCUAACACUGUGGCAUGUUCCCUUUCUUCUACACUCACUACAUAAAGCUUUUCUCUGUCCCAGAAGCUUCUGCCUGCUAGUAAGAAGGUAAGGUGACAUAUGGUUCAGCGAGUGCUAGGUACAGUCCUUAGAAAGCAUUGAGCGAGCACAUCACUGGACGCUCAGGGUGCUGUUUGCAUAGUAUGCCCUUAGUUGGCCAGCUUGCAUGAUUGGCAGCAAGCCUGACAUGCAUUCAUGCCAGGCUGGCUUUCCAAUUCUUUUGGGCAUGUUCACCCUUUUGGCUGGUUACGUGAUUUGCAUCAGUGGCACACCCUUUUACCAUUCCCAUUGACUAUCCACCCGUUGCCCAAUAACACACGUCAGACCUUGUUAUGUUGGAUAAGGGCAACAGCCACAGCUUUAUUGCCAGCAAGUAUUCACCACUGUCGGCUGUUGGGGUGGUUCACCAACAGACAGGUCUAUCCGCUUAAACCAUGAGUCCGGACCAGCCUGCCUUCGCCAUCAGCUCCCGGCAGGCUGCGACUCCCCAAGCCUCCUCAGCACCUUCUUCUGCCUAUGACUUAGGAUCCCUGCACAUUUCCAAGCUGACUGGUAAGUCACCCCACCCAGCUGUCCCGUAUAUAUAUCCAGUACCCAUAUUGUUAUAAUGUAUCCAUUUUGUCCCAUCCCCUUAUCUCUGCAUCAGUCAUGUCCCCCUCUUCCUUAUCAGUCCAGGGAGGGUCUUUCCGGAAUCUUUGGAUGUCAGUAUACAUCCAGAGAUAGUGGAAUACAUCCAUCUCCUCUGGACCACAUUUUGGACAGCUAAGUGUAUUCAGGACAUGCAAAUGAUGUUGACAUCAUGUUUUUUAAAAUUGUACUUUACGGUUUGACUGCCAUUAUACAGUCCUCUAAUUUUAUGACAGCAUCACAGGAUACAUGUCAGCCUGACAAAUAUUAAAGUAAAAUUUCUAAUCCGUAUCUCCUACUUGUAGCUGCCUCCAUUAAUUUAUUUCUCUCCUGAAAUGAACCGUGUAGACAGAACAGGGCCGGUGCAAAGAAUUUUGGGUACAUAGGCGAAGAUGCAUUUUUCGCCCCCAAAAACAUCUUCACCCAUGUGCCUCUUAACCUCCCUUUUGUGUUUCUUAUCCCGUCUUUUAAAUAUCUGACUCCUUUUGCCUUUGUCUGUCUCCUAUCUCUCCUCUUUGUAUGACUCUUACAUCCUCCCACAUUUUGUGUCUUACUCCUCCCAGCCCCUUUGUGUGACUCCUUUUCUCCCAACCCCUUUGUGUCUUUUAUUCUUCCCAGCUCCUUUGUGUCUCUUUCCUUCUCAAACACCGGUGUGUGUUUCUUUCACGUCCAGCCCCUCUCCCUGUCCCUUAAUGGUCCCCUCCCUUCUCUGACCCUUACUGUUCCUCUCCCCUCUCUCCUCCUUUUCCUGUUCCUCAGUGUUCCUUUCCCUUAGUGUUCCUCUCCCCUCCCCCCUCUGUUCCCUGUCGCUUAGUGUUCCUCUCCCCCCUCCCUCCUUUUCCUGUACCUUAGGGUAUCUCUCCCCUCCUCUCCCUGUCCCUUGGUGUGCCACCCACCCCCAUAGUGGUCCCCUCCCCUUCCUGGUGUGCCUCCUACUUUUCUUGUAGCGUGGCUGAGCGGAGCGAAUCCCGGUACAGUGAGCUUUUCCUGUCAGUCCUUCCAGGUACAGGAAACAGUACUCCGCUUGGCCACGCUACAGUCAGGGGUGUAUAAACACUGACAGUCACACACUCAGUGACAAACACAGACAUCUCUGACAGCCAGACUCACUUAUCUGACACACUCAUUCACUGAGAGACACUCACACACACACACUGACAGACACACACACACUGACAGACACACUCACACACACACACAGUGACAGACACACACACACACACACACACUCACUGACAGACACUCACACACACACUGACAGACACUCACACUGACAGACACACAGACACUCACACACACACUGACAGACACUCACACACACACACACACACACACACACACUGACAGACACACACUGACAGACACACACACACACACACACACAGACACUCCACACACACACACUGACAGACACACUGACACUCAGACACACACUGACAGACUCACACACACACACUGACAGACACUCAGACACACAAACACUGACACUCACACACACACACACACACACACUGACAGACACUCAGACACACACUGACAGACACACAUACACACUCACAGACACGCAUACUCACACACACUGACAGACACACUCACUCACACACACUGACACUCACACACACACUGACAGACACUCAGACACACACUGACAGACACACAUACACACUCACAGACACACUCACAGACACACAGACACUCACACACACUGACACACACACACAAACUCACAGACACACAUACUCAUAUGCACACACACUGACAGACACACACACACAAACUCACAGACACACAUACUCACACACACUCAUAUGCACACACACAAACUCACAGACACACUCACAGUAAUUAAUCAUCUAAAUUAAAUUUAAAUUUCCCACCCAGCCUCCCUACCUGGAGAGCUGGCGUGGGUCUCUCAUUGGUGGUCCAGUGGGGCUGCUGGGAGGCGUGCGGCUGAAUUGGAUGCCUAGGGAGCUCUGAUCUCUCUGAUCUGCUCUCUCGCAGGCUGUUUACUGAUGACGUCAUAUUCCGGCUCCCGCGGCAUCAGUAAACAGCCUGCGAGGGAGCAGAUCAGAGAGAUCAGAGCUCCCUCGGCAUCCAAUUCAGCCGCACGCCGCGCAGGGGAUCCAGGAGGUGACCUGGCAGGAGGGAGCACUUCCCUCCUGCCGGUCACCGGAAUUUUGCGCCCCCAGAGCCAGUGCGCCCUAAGGCGGCCGCCUGUGCCGCCUUAUGGACGCGCCGGCCCUGAGACAGAACCAGUGCCUCCCCAGCUCCUGUCCUGUUAUAUUAUUUUUGGGAAAGGAGCUGAAUUAGCUGUUGCAGUUGCAUUUAAAAAUAAACAACAUAGAAUACAUAAUGUUUAGACCUGUAUUAAGAGAAAAUAAUGCCAUAUCAAUCUUGUGGUGUAUUAUAAUGACUCCAGAAUCUACCAAUAGCAUUAUUUUCUUUUUAAAAAAGGUUUAUGAUUUUGUUUUGUUAUAUCUUCUUUAUUUAGUGACAACAUAUCCCUUGGUGCUGCCUAAAUUAAGAGUGAGGUUGUUAAUAAACACAAUACAAAAAACAUUUAUAUUUAAAUGUUCACUAGGAGUUAAAGGACCACUCUAAGCACCCAGACCACUUCAGCUUAAUGAAGUGGUCUGGGUGCCAGGUCCAGCUAGGGUUAACCCAUUGUUUUAUAAACAUAGCAGUUUCAGAGAAACUGCUAUGCUUAUCAAUGGGUUAAGCCUUCCCCCAAAGCCUCUAGCGGCUGUCUCAUUGACAGCCGCUAGAGGCGCUUGCGUGCUUCUCACUGUGAUUUUCACAGCGAGAGCACGCCAGCGUCCAUAGGAAAGCAUUAAUAAUGCUUUCCUAUGAGACCGGCUGAAUGCGUGCGCAGCUCUUGCCGCGCGUGCGCAUUCAGCCGACGAGGCGGAGAGGAGGAGGAGAGCUCUCCGCCCAGCGCUGGAAAAAGGUAAGUUUUAACCCCUUUCCCCCUUCCAGAGCUGGGCGGGAGGGGGUCCCUGAGGGUGGGGGCACCCUCAGGGCACUAUAGUCCCAGGAAAACGAGUAUGUUUUCCUGGCACUAUAGUGGUCCUUUAAAGGCCUUGCAUAUGACCUAAUAAUCUAGCAUGCCACCACUUUUAUGCAAAUUCUGCUGCAGUAAGGAAUGGCUUAUAAAGGCCCUGUUGGUGAGCUUACAUACUAAAAGAUUGAUUGAAAUAGACGAGUUACAAAUUUCUGCCCUAGUCAAUGUUUAAUGCUAUAAGGAACAGGCUCUCCUUGCCUCAGUAACAGAACCCAUAUUAACCUGAAUGCUGGUAAUUUGGCAUGAACAUGUAGGCUGAGGGUAAGUAGUAACCCACUUCCUCUUUUCCAAUGGGCAACAAAACAAAACUUCAGGGCACGGCUGUUGCUGAAUAGAUUUUAACCACUUUAAUAGAAAAAGGAUGAUAUAAUUAUAAAUUAAAAAUACAGUGUUGGAAAACAUUCCGACGUUAAAAAACAAAACAAAAAAACCCACAUUAUUAUAAUGUAAAAAAUGUGGGGAAGAGAAAGUGCAAACAUAACAGUGAACAUUGCAUUAUGGGAAAAUAGUGACUGGUUCUGGAGAUGAUAUGUUAAACCAUGAAACCGAAUCAUGUGGUUUUCUCAAAGUAUCCAGAGCCCCAUUAUGCAUCAUUAUCCAUUAAAACACACAUCACUUUCGUGUAUCCUUUCUACAACAUGUUAUUUUUAGAGUAGGGUUUGUAUAAGUGCUAAGGUAAUACGGAGAUUACUGGGUUGAUGUUCUAGGAGGGAUAAGCCAAAUGGCAAAUGAUUUAGGUAAACUAGAAAAACGGUCAGAGCUGUGGCAACUGUAAUGUGGAUAAGUGCAAGAUAAUGCAUCUUGGACGUAAAAACCCAAGGCAGAGGUUAACCUCAACAUCUGAGGAAAGGGAUUUAGGGGUAAAUUUUUCAGAUGCCUUUAAGGUAGGCAGGCAAUGUAAUAGAACAGCAGGAAAUGCUAGCAGAAUGCUUGGUUGUAUAGGGAGAGGUAUUAGCAGUAGAAAGAGGGAAGUGCUCAUGCCAUUGUACAGAACACUGGUGAGACCUCACUUGGAGUAUUGUACGCAGUACUGGAGACCGUUUUUCCAGAAGGAUAUUGAUAGUUUGGAUAGAGUUCAGAGAACGGCUACAAAACUGGUUCAUGGAUUGAAGGGUAAACCUUACAAAGAAAGGUUAAAGGAUCUUAACACGUAUAUUUUGGAGGAAAGACGAGACAGGGGGGAUAUCAUAGAAACAUUUAAAUACAUAAUGGGAAUCAACACAGUAAAUAAGAGAAGAAAAACUACCAGAACAAGAGGACAUUGACUUAAAUUAGAGGGGCAAAGGUUUAAAAACAAUAUCUGGAAGAGUUACUUUACAGAGAGGGUAGUGGACGCAUGUAACAGUCUUCCAGUUGAAGUGGUAGAGGUUAACACAGUGAGGGAGUUUAAGCAUGCGUGGAAUAGGCAUAAGACUAUCCUAGCUAUAACAUAAGGCCAGAGACUCCGAAAGUAUUUAGAAAAUUGGGCAGACUAGAUGGGCCGAAUGGUUCUUAUCUACCAUCACAUUCUAUGUUUCUAAUGGUCAUAGGCGUGCGCACGGGGUGUGCUGGGUGUGCCUAGGCACACCCUAAUCCCCGCGGCACGCACUAUGUGCCUCCCUCCGUGGGCAGGUGAGGGAGAUCAAAGAUCUCCCUCACCUAACCACAGGCAUGGAGGAAGGCAGGAGAGGACCAGGGGAGCUCAUGCCAGCAGCUCCGCCGGGUUCCUCUCGCGUGAUCGGAGCACAGAUCUCGCUAGAGUGAACUGCACCCUUACAUACACAGCACUCACUAACUGCACCCUUACACAUACACACACUAACAGCACCCACACACACACACACACACACACACACAGCACCCUUACACAUACACACACUAACAGCACCCUUACACACACAGCACACUAACAGCACCCACACACACUAACAGCACCCUUACACACACAGCACCCUCACACACACAGAGUGCCCGCACACACAGCAGUAUGUGUGUGUGUGUGUAUAUAUAUAUAUAUAUAUAUGCGGCGUGUGUUUCUGCUUUAGGGUGCACACCCUUAUACAAUAGGCUGCGCACGCCUAUGCUAAUGGUUAGUAAUAGUGUCAUGUAAGGAUUAAUGCAUAGUGUAGGGACUUUACUGUCAGGCUGCCAGGAUCCUUAUUCAGGUGCAAUAAGAUGCCGUAGGUAUUUAAUACACUUGUCUUGAGAAGAUGCCUGCUCCUAUCAGAUUUCAUGAGUGACAGCUGAGGAGGAAAUUAUAAGAUACAGUAGUUUAUUACAGCUGCAUAUUUUGCUAAAAGUAACCUCGCACAGAAGACAAUGUUCCUACAUUCUUUUAAUAUCUUUUGAUUGCAUUUCUGUGAACUUGCAAUUCAGCAUAAGUAGUUUUCACAAGAAUUCUAUUUUUAAGAAAAACAUAAGUGACUGCAAGCCUUUAACCAUGGCAAUGUAUGAAUAAUGCACACCUUUCUCUUGCUUCUUUAAAAUGCUUGCCUGAGUUGCAGAAUAUAUACACAAUGUAGAGAGAUAUUCCACAGAUAAACUGAGUUUGGAAGUUAUUCACACCUGCUCCAUACCUCUCUCCGCAGGAGGUCACAAUACAGAGGUUUUCUUCGAUGCCAGGUAAGUUGGUAAGGUCUGCAAAAGCUGUUUAUGUAGUGAGGUUUUCCAAAUAGGUAUAUAAAGUAUUAUUUUGGUGAGGAGAGUGUGUGUAGUCAAUGAGAAUAUUGGAGGAGAUAACCCCUGUACAGUACAAUGUUUUCCAUUAUCGUUUGCUAGUUUUAUUUAGGCACACACUAGGGGACUGUAGCUUGUUCUGAUGUCUCUAACCUGGUGGUAAAUCCAUAUCAAAUAAUGGGAAGAGAUCUGUAUCAGAAAUAGAUGAGGAAACUGACUGGGCCUUUACACACAGUGCAAACAGGGAACAGAAUGGAAAACACUUGAGACACAAAAGGAAAUAACAAGUAUGGGGUGAGAACCACUGUCUCAGUAUAACGGCUGGCAUGGAGAUAUAAAUAAACUUGUUAGGGAGGCAAGCGCUGAAAAUGGUAAUCAUCAGCGGAUAAUACAAAUAUAAUAAAACAAAAGUCACGAAUCUGGUUAGAAAAUAUAGUCAACCCCAAUCCUUCUGUUGACUGACAAGUUAGUACUAAAAAUAAAAAGUCAUAAAAGUUAGGAGAACUUGGGAUAUAAAGAAAAGCACACAGAGAAAUAUAUUAGUGUAUGUGCAGAUCAGAGCUUUGAUGACAUUGUACCCAACACAACCAUAAAUGCAAAAGUCCCUAUGUGUACGUCUGUGCAUAUGUAAAUUCUAAGAGCAUGAUAGAUGUGACCCCUGUCAGGGAGCUUGAAAUGCCAGGGUUAGGUUUUGUAAUGGAAGAGAAAGGUGUAGAGGUGUUUGGCAUGUGCUUGGAGGCAAUUAAAAAUAUAUUUAGCGUAUGCUAUAGGAAGAGAGCGGGUGUGGUUCUUUAGAUGAUGUGCAUAUUAGAAUAUGCUAGUCUGUAUGUUUUUCUGCAUAAACAAUUUUGAUAAUAGCUUGAUAGAAUUUCCUGAAAGAAAAGAGAAUUAUUUUUGUUAAAUUAUUUUAAUUGUAUACUAGUAUCUCCAGGAGGAUCAAACACUCAGAGGGACCAUUCUAACAUUCUACACACAAAAAAUUCCACUGACUUAAAAGAGGUGAGUAACACUGAAUCUCAUUCUGUUAUGUCUCCCUAACUUUUUAAUAGUCCUUACUCAUUCCUAGCAGUCUCUCUUCAGUGAGGGUUGGCUUCACAUACCUACUAUAUUGAGAUCAAGUGGUGACUGUUGAAGUUUUAAGACUGUAGGUGCCAGACUCCUUCCCCAGAAUUUUACUCAUCCCUAUACUGUACACUUACAUUUGGCAGGGGCUCCCUGAGCAGCUUCCAAGAUGUUUUUUUGCUUUUCUCUCUCCUGUGGGCACUGUAACCCCACCCCCUGGUGCUAUGAGUCAAUGAUAGCCCCUGAAUAGAGAGGCCAAUGAUAGCCCCUGGUGCUAUGAGUCAAUGAUAGCCCCUGAAUAGAGAGGCCAAUUGGAUGCCUCCACGCAUGAGCAGCUGGCUCUGCUGCUCAUGACAACUCAAUGGAAAUUCCUUCUUAAAGGAUACUAGGCAUGUGCAAAACCUACUGAAUCAGUGCAGAUUUCAAACCAGCACUGUUUUUGGCAUGCCUAGAUGCUCUAAAGUAAGCUUCUCCAAACAGCUACCAAUGAGGGGGUUGGGGCCAUGUAAAACUAAAACCUAUUGCAGAAUUUAAGAGACACUAAUGUUUUCCCAUAUAUUUUUGCUUACACCCCUCUCCCUCAGAAACAGAAUACUAAUGUUUCUAAACAAAUGCAAAUAAUUCUCCCCUCCACAAACACACACCUAAAAACUGGUGGGGUGCUGCACCCAAGAGUCCCUAUGUACUAGCCCCCACUGCUGGGAUCCACAUUCUAGUCUGACUGGUAGGCUAAUGCUGCUAUUAUAAUAAUCAUCCAGCAGGUGGCCACAUCGCUUAACUUUCACUAUUUCAGGGGAUCCAAAAAACUCACCCUGUGAUCUAUUCAAACUUUUUUACUCAACUGCAGAAUCACACUUUCCAAGAUCAUAAAAACAGCAAAACUAAAGGGAUAUAAAUAUAUAUAAUAUAUUUCCUGUAGGAUGAAUCAUUGAGCUUGUAAAAUGUAAGGACAAUAUAACACAUGAAAUGCACUGACUAUGCCCUUUCGGUAAAAACGUUUAAUGUUAGAAUGUAGUUUACGUUGUGCUGAUGAGCCCCAAAGGAUGGACCUGCAAAAAUCAUGGUUGGUCAUUCGUUUACUGUGUAGAAUUAUUUGAAACUAUGUUUAACAAUAAGCAAGAUGAGGCAUGCUCUAGUGACAUGCCCCAAACCUAAAGUACACCCAGGUAUUUCUUAUAAAGAGAUAUGUAGCUGUCUAAUCUGUAACACUCCAAAUCCUUACUGCUAGAGGCUGUUUUUGACACUGUUUUAAUUCAGGCCUUAGUGAAAAGAACUGUCUUCUCUAGUGUCUGUGGACUUGCUAUUGCUUUUAGCCUUUAAACUGUCUCUUUGUGCUGAUGUCUCAUACUCACCGAUGUGUCUCUUGGUUUCUCCUUUAGAUAGCAAAAGCUGUGGUAAAGUUUAAUUUUGUGGCUCAAUCAUCAAAGUGAGUAUUCAGCACAUUCCCUUCUAUUAUUACAUAUUGUAAACGUAAUUGUAAUUACUGGCGUGAUUACUUUAAUGAAAAUGGAACUGUAACUAAAUAAUUACAGCAGAAUGACUAAUCCACAACAGAUUGCAAUUUCUGUGGUUAAGACUAUGGGGC